Molecule: messenger RNA, 1766 nt
Organism: Paecilomyces variotii
Lineage: Eukaryota; Fungi; Ascomycota; Eurotiomycetes; Eurotiales; Thermoascaceae
Product: putative serine dehydratase domain-containing protein
Exons: 5
Coding region: 280-1677 (465 amino acids)
Biological process (GO): D-serine catabolic process
Molecular function (GO): D-serine ammonia-lyase activity
Source: RefSeq, a predicted model, not a curated record
CGCAACAGGGCCUUGAGAUGAGAUGAGAUGAGAUGAGAACAAAAAGAUCAAUAGCCUAAGUUAACUAUAUAUGGUAUAUGAUAUCAGUUAGUUAGCAACAUCGGCCGUCCCGACCGGGAAAUAUUUGCGGUAUAGAUAAUCCACGUCUUGGAGAGGCGGGGUUAAUUGUACAGUGGUUACUUGGCACUGAUAAUAGCCAUUCUCUAUAUUACUCUUACCCCGCCAUCUGAACACACCCCCGCAGAGCUCGACAGCACCGCAAUUCCACCAUACCCAACCAUGUCAGGAGUGACCAAUUAUCCCAAUGCCUCGAUUGAGGAUCUCAGGACACAGUUUGUGGGAAAGCUGCUGGAGGAAAUCGAGCCUCCUGCUGCAGUCAUAGAUGUGGCAGUGGCACGACGAAACUGUCAGCUUAUGCUCGAUGCGGCAGAGGCAUUAGGCGUGCAUUUUCGAAGCCAUGUGAAGACUCAUAAAACAACGGAGCUUACUCGACUACAAGUGGGAGAGAAAUCAGAGACGGUGCGUCUGGUGGUGUCGACUUUGGCCGAGGCAGAGCAACUGCGUCCAUUCCUUGAAGAAUGCAAGAACAAGGGCCGACCAGCCGAUUUGAUCUAUGGAGUCCCUGUGCGGCCCUCUUCCUUCGAGAGACUGGCCACGCUGGGAAAGGCUCUCGGAGCGAACAGCAUCACUGUCAUUAUCGACAGUGUCGACAUUCUCCCGUAUCUUGACCGAUACCAUGAACUCACGGGAUAUUCGCUUGGUGUCUUCAUCAAACUGGAUACCGGCUACAAUCGCGCUGGACUCUCGCCCGAGUCCCCGCAGCUGGAAACCCUGCUGAAGGCCGUACAGGCCAAGGAGACAGAGAGCCCAUCGCGUAUUUUCCUUCGGGGUUUCUACAGUCAUAUGGGCAGCAGCUACGGUUCGGAUACCACUUCAGAGGCUCUCGACUAUCUGGCAAAAGAGAUCGAGCGGUGCGAGACGGCUACUCAACAGGCUGCAAAGAUAUAUUCCCAAGACUCAUCCAAGCGAUUUACGAUCUCAGUCGGUGCCACACCGACAGCGACUACUGCACAGAACCUCGUCUCUCCCGAAGCGGCGACUCCUGCAGUAAUUAGAACCAAAGAACUAAUUAACAAGGUCAAAGAGUCUCACGACGUGGAACUCCAUGCUGGCGCGUACGUCACACUUGAUCUGCAACAGCUCGCUGCGCACGCGCGACCAUCGACCUCGAACCUUUCAUUCGACGACAUCGCCCUGAGGAUUCUAGCAGAAGUAGCCAGUCUGUACCCGCAUCGCGCUCGCUACGAGGCCCUGAUCGCAUGUGGCUCGCUCUGUCUGGGUCGGGAACCAUGCAGAAGCUACCCUGGAUGGGGAGUGAUAACUCCCUGGACGCACACAGACCAAGAGACAAGACAAUUGUCUUCAUGGUACGAACCGGAAGGAAACAAGACCGGAUGGAUCGUCAACCGUGUGAGUCAGGAGCAUGGUAUCCUGUCUUGGGAAGGUCCAAAAGAUAACAUGCGGCCUUUGAAAGUAGGCGAAAAGCUCCUCAUCUGGCCUAAUCACUGCUGCAUUGCAGCGGCCGGCUUUGGCUUUUUCCUCGUGGUGGACUCGGAGAAGCCGGGAGUUGAGAAAGAUAGGAUUGUUGAUAUCUAUCCUCGUUGGAGGGGUUGGUGAAAUAAAAGAAAAGAUAUCUGCAUAUGGGAAUCAUUAUCAUAGGAUUUUUCGAAGUUAACGAGAAUCAUUCCUAUAUGACGAGAGUAUAU